Molecule: messenger RNA, 2187 nt
Organism: Pestalotiopsis fici W106-1
Lineage: Eukaryota; Fungi; Ascomycota; Sordariomycetes; Amphisphaeriales; Sporocadaceae
Exons: 4
Coding region: 1-2187 (728 amino acids)
Biological process (GO): regulation of DNA-templated transcription; DNA-templated transcription
Cellular component (GO): nucleus
Molecular function (GO): copper ion binding; DNA binding; zinc ion binding
Source: RefSeq, a predicted model, not a curated record
AUGGACGGCCAGCAAUACCACCAGAGUGUCUUUCGCGCCCAGCCCACCGAUGGCACGCAGCGCAAGAUCCAGAAGCGCAACAGACCGCCCGUCUCGUGUCUGUUGUGCAGAACUCGCAAGGUAAAAUGUGACCGCCAACAACCGUGUGAGAGAUGUGUAAAGAGCGGCGAGGCCGCCUUUUGCGAGUAUGCUCCGCGAGCCGCUCGCAAGCCUAGGUCCGAAGGCCGCCCGUCAUCUGACAAUCGCCCCAAGCAUGAGGCCAUGUCCCGGCCGGCACUUCAAGUCCGGCUACAAAAGCUCGAGGAGAUGGUCAGCGGGAUGGUGGCGCACAACACUCAGUUGCGCGAGAAUCCUCUCGACACGCCAUCGAGCACGGAUCAGCGGACAGAUGCCGAGUCGCGUUCCGACCUCAGCACGCCGCCCAGUAUUAUUGGUGCCAAUCAUACUGGUAUUCUCACCACUCAAUCUGAACAUACCUUUGUCGGCCCAACGCACUGGUCCUCCAUUCUUGAGAGUAUAAGUGAUAUCCGUAGUCUCAUAGAGGCCGAAACCGACGAGACGCUUAGUCCAUCGCCGCCUGCCUCGCAUUCACAUGAAAUCGACGUCAUGUUCGGCCCUCAGCCAGGCAUAACAAUAGAGCAAGCCGUCGCCCGAUUACCGCCCAAGAAUAAGAUGGACCAGCUUGUCUUGAUGUAUUUUCGACAUCGCUUCACUGCGGCGCCGUACAUACACACCUCCAAGUUCCAAAGAGAGUAUGAUGGCUUCUGGACGGACCCGUCGUCUGUUAGUCUUCUAUGGAUCAGCGUAUUAUCCUCGAUCCUAUGGUCAGCAGCUUCACUAUCAAGGAUGAAGGGCGAAGAUUUGAGCAAAGAUUGUGAAGCUGUUCAUGAAGACAACCUUGCCAAGCUUGCCGUGGAAUGCUUGGUAGCGGGUGAUUACCUGGCCGCCAAACCAUACUCAAUCGAGGCGCUGCUUCUUCACGCAUUUACGGACCUUCAGAAGAACAGGGAAUGCCCAUCACAAUUGUGGGCCAAGUUUGGGCUGCUUGUUCGUCUGGCACAGCGAAUGGGCUACCACCGGGACCCGAAAUACCUCCCCAAUAUCUCACCGUUUGAGGGAGAACUGCGCCGCAGAGCGUGGUUCUUUAUCGAAGUCUUCGACUGCAUCUUUUCGUUCCAACUAGGGAUGCCACCUAGUAUCAGAGAAGAUGAAUGCGAUACCGAGUCACCCGGCAAUCUCUACGAUCUUGACUUUGAUGAGAAUUGUAUAAUGCUGCCGCCCCCUCGACCACCAACGGAGCCGACCUCGACCCUGUACCUCUGCAUCAAAUCGAAAUUGUGUCGAAAACUGCGCCGUGUGAUCAAGAUUUCCAUGUCGAUCACACCAACUCCUCAUGACGAAGUUAUGAGACUACACGAUGAAAUUGAGCGGUACCACGACUACAUCCCGCAACCGCUCAAAAUUCGGCCGAUUCGAUCCUACAGCUUUACCGACCAUACGCAUGAUAUUGUUCAUCGGCUCACUCUAGAGAUGAUGUAUCUGAAAAGCUUGUGCGUCUUACAUCGCAAGUAUCUCAACAGCGAGAAAGACGACCACAGGUACGAUAUAUCAAGACGGACAUCCGUAAAUGCUGCCAUUCGCAUCUUGGACCUGCACGCGGAAUAUGAAGAAGAGUGCCGACCAGGUGGCCGACUAUACGAGGAUCGGUACAUGCUGGCCAGCCUUAGCCUGCAUGAUUUCCUCAUCGCUUCCAUGAUUAUCUGCCUUGAUCUCUCAGAAAAUGCCCCUUCCAGUCAGGAAGACCGGGCCAGGAAACUGAGAGCCCUGGGCACCUCGUACAAGAUUUGGUCGGAGAAUAAGACCGUAUCCAGAGAGGCAGCUCACGCCACCAGGGUUGUCGGUGCCAUACUGCGCAAGGUUUCGAUGCAGGAACCCCCCAGAACGCCUUUACCACCUCCCCAACCGGAGGUCAGGGGCGGCUCCCUGCAUGUGUCUAGUCUGUUGAACAACGAUAACCAAUUGCCACCAUUGUCUGCCCUGGCGCCGACAGAUCAGUCCCAAUUGGCAAACGUGAUGGACCUUUCCCUUGACUUUUUGGAUGCAGUACCACUGGACAAUGUGCUCAGUGACAUUGGCCAGUAUGAUUGGACCAUGAUCGAUCAAUAUCUGCUUGACAAACAAGAAUGA